Amyelois transitella is the source of this 1474-nucleotide messenger RNA. Its product is annotated as nucleolin. NCBI's taxonomy places the organism in Eukaryota, Metazoa, Arthropoda, Insecta, Lepidoptera, Pyralidae. Bases 126 to 482 code for a protein of 118 amino acids. The transcript is spliced from 3 exons. The record is from RefSeq and is a predicted model, not a curated record.
AUAUUUUUUCCUUCUUCCUCAUUCAUUUUGUCUUCAGUGUUUGUGCGGUGAACAUUGUCGUGCGUUGUGCGUUACACGUGCUAUAAAUUUAUUACACGUUUUCUCUAAUAAAUCAAAUAAUAAUAAUGGCAGACGCAGCCGUGGAAAAGAAGGACGCCGUCUCUGAGGAAGUCACUUCUACUGAAGUAAAAGAAUCACCAGUCAAAAAGUCACCAGCUAAAAAGGUUGCAGAAGCACCUGAGAGCAACGGAAAGGAAGAAAAUGGCAGCGGAGAUGCUCCUGAAGAUACCCCAGCAGAAAACGGAGAUGCUGAGGAGAGCAAUGAUGCUACUGAAAACGGAAAUGGCACAGAAAAGGCUGGAGUUAAGAGGAAAUCCGUAGCUGCUGACAAUGGAGAUGUAGCAGAGAAGACCACACCUGAAAAGAAGGCGAAAGUAGUGGAGGAGGCUCCUCCAGCGGAGGCAGAAGAAGCUGCAGCCUAAAGUUUUACACAUUUAGCUUGGUUUACUGCAAUGCAUCUAAGUUCAUUAGGGCUCAACUCACCCCAAAAUACAUAUCCUAUGUCAAAUACUGCCACUGCACAAUGCCAAAAACCAUAGUUUUUAUAAAUUAUACAAUUAUGUAUAAUAUGAUCUGAUUAUUAUAGACAGCGAGUUGAGCUCUUUUGCGACCACAAUUAAGUUUAGGUUUAUAAUACAUUGUGUAUUAACUUACCUGUGAAGUACCUGUAAAUUGUAAAUUUAAUAUAACUGUCAGAUGACUGGGUUGUGCAUCGCAGUGAACCAACCCUACACACGAGUCGGUUUAGGUGUUGUAUGCUGUUUUUGCGUAUUGGUGUCUAUUUCAACAGACCCGUAGUGAUGGGUUAUCGAAUUGAUGAAAAGUUAACUUUAUCGGUAUUGGAUAUAAUUUCGCCAGUAAUAUACUGCCAAAGUAUUCACCCCGAGUGAAAUCAAUUCACGAUCCGUUCUGUGAACGACGCGAUUAAUAUAAACAGCCUCUGAAAAAAAGGAUUUUAGAUAAAAUAAGAUUAAUUAAAGUGUUUAGAUAAUUAAUUCAGUUGUAAAUUUAAGUUAGCAGUAAAUGUCGCACAUUUUUAUAUUUCAUAGGCAUUAUUACUUAACCAUUUAAACAUUCCUUUGACAUUUGGUUACGGAUUGCAUUGUGAACGUGGAGACAGCUACUUUGUGAGUCGGUUGGAGUUUAUGAUCACUGUACAACGACAAAUGACUAACUUAACGCCUCUGAAUUCCAUGCUAUUCACAAGGUGCCAGAAAGAAUGUGACCGUUCACACUGUGACACUAAUUUUAAGAUGAAAUUUAAUUGAAGUUCAAAGUUGACAAGGUGAUAGUACAUAUUGACAUAAUUACUUCUGCGUGCUAUUUUUGUAUUUCAAUGGACGUCUUUAUUUUUCUUAUAUCCUGUUUUUCUAAUUUAUUUUCCUCUAUGUGAUAGUUAACAAACCUCGAAUGU